Molecule: messenger RNA, 2883 nt
Organism: Cuscuta campestris
Lineage: Eukaryota; Viridiplantae; Streptophyta; Magnoliopsida; Solanales; Convolvulaceae
Source: the annotation of a GenBank genome assembly
AACAGAACUCAAGAAGCCGUUUGGAAGUCGGAAGGUCAACGAUAUGAUGACCGUUCGUUGACGCCGUUGAUUCGUUCGGUCCCUUCUAACGUUGUGUCGUAUUCGAGAUGAGUACUGUUGAUACCAAAAGCGUGUCAAGCAUUAACUCCAACAGGACUUUCAUGCUCGGUAAGAGACGUAAGAACAAGAGGAAGAUAUACGACUCCAAGGAGCGCUACCAGCGUGCGCAUCGUAAAGCAAGGAUAACAAAACUGAAGAUCUAGAAACGCCGGAAAGCGGAGUGGGAAAGAGAUGACCCUGAGGAAACAUUCAGCGUGGACUCUGCUAAUAGUAUCUGCGGCGGAGGUGUGGAUAUUCCUCCAGUGGGCUCAGCCCGACUUGACUAGUGGGUUACUUGCUAACUUAUGGCAUAGUCGAGGUUGUAAUCGAUGCAACAUUUUGUCCCACUUGUCUGAACCAAAUAAGUUUCUUGAAUAAAAUCCAUCGAUUGCUCAUUAAUCUAUUAUGCCCUUGUAUGCUCCAUGAAAGAAAAACAAACACUUACACGAAGACAAGUACGUUCGAAGUAGAAACGCUAUGAAGACCAAAGGCGGCAACGACAUUGCUAUAACUCAAGAAGCCGUUUGGAAGUCGGAAGGUCAACGGAUUGAUGACCGUUCGUUGAUGUCGUUGAUUCGUUCGGUCCCUCCUAACGUUGUGUCGUAUUCGAGGUUGAAGCACAGGUUAUGUGAACCACCCGGAAGACGAAGAGACGAUAGGAUGACAGGUAUUGGCGAAGGGCAAUCCACCUCCAGGCCACCGCUCUUUGAUGGCACCAACUACUCCUAUUGGAAGGAACGGAUGAGAAUCUAUAUCCGUUCCACCAACUUCCAAUUGUGGUUGGUCAUCAAAAAUGGCGAGCAAAUUCCAACAAAGAAAGUAGGAGAAACCACGGUCCCAAAGACCGAGGACGAGUUUGAUGCCGAGGACAUCAAGAAGGAGAUGUGGGACAAGCUUGAAGUGACGUACGAAGGUACCGAUCAAGUUCAUGAAGCCAAGAUCGAUAUUCUCACCCAAGAGUACGAAAUGUUCCAAAUGAAAGAAGGUGAGAAAAUCGAUGACAUGCUCGACUGUUUCUCAAAAAUCAUCAACGAUCUUCACGCCUUGAAGAAAAGCUAUUCCAACAAGGAUCUAGUGAGGAAGAUCCUUUGUAGCUUGACUCCCGAAUGGCGCUCCAAGGUCGAUGCCAUUUACGAGUCAAUUGGCGUCUCAAACGUCACAAUUGAUGGGUUAAGAGCUCUCAAAGCCACCAAGGAACCGAUGGAAGAGGCUUCAAGCGAUGAUGAUAACGAGUUUGGACUCGUCAUCAAAAAGUUACACAAAUUCAUGAAGAAGGAGUUUGAGCGGAAGGGAAGGAAGCACGACGGUCCUCCCAAGUGCUACGGCUGUGGCGAGAUUGGCCACAUCAAGCCGAGGUGUCCAAAGGCUAAGCACGGCAAGGACAAGUCCGGCUUCAAGAAGCAAAGGGCUUACAUCUCUUGGGGUGGCGAUUCCGGAGACGAAUCAACCGACCAAGAGGAGGACGAAGAUGCAAACCUUUGCCUCAUGGCGCACGAAGACCAAAGCAACGACGUCCAAGAGGCUCCUCCUACGACCUCCGAAGAGUACCUCUACUACGGCGACGGAUCGUACCUUUGGUUCGAUUCCGAGGAGGAGCGCACCCGUUUUCUCACCUUCUUCUCUAAACGGGUUGUGGCUCCCCCGCGGAUUGUCCCGGAGCGCCUACUGGAGUUGCAGGGCUACGACGAUCUAGACGCCCAGCUUCACCAAACCGGCCUCUGGCCGUUCAUCUCCCAGGCUCGGAAGGAGAUAAACCCGGCGCUGAUUCGGGUCUUCUACUCCAACCUCCGGCGUGAGGACGACGUGCUCUACUCCCUUGUCAAGAGCACGCCGAUCGAGCUCACCAUUGAGCAGCUUGGGCGCAUCGCCGGCCUUCCCUACCAAGGCGACGACAUCUCCAACUAUGGCGGAGAAGACUGUGUGCUCAACAACGAGGGCCUUGUCCUCAACGAGCUUGGCAUCACCGAGCUCAUCCGCCAUGCCACGGGCCGCCCCACCAUCCACUCCGCGAACCCCGAGAGCCGCCUCAUUCUCUACAUCGUGUCUCGGAUUCUCAAGCCUCGAAAACACGGGCACACGAUCAUGUCUGGCGAAGACCUCAAGCUCCUCCACGCCAUCAUGCACUCGGCGCCGAUCAAUUGGGCCAAGUUCGUCAUGAUUUACAUGACGGACGCCACGUCUACGGCCCACGAUCACCUCCUCCCCUACCCCUUCUUGGUGAUGGACAUCCUUGAACGGUUCAACACCCAAACCUUCAAGAAGCGGUCGGACAAUGCCUGGGCCAACCUAGCCUCCAUUGCCGACUCCCUCAACCGGCUACACUUCAAAGUUGACGGGAUGGAUGGCUACCUUGAGCGGCUCGACGAGGCUGUUCAACGCCAAGGGCACGCCAUGAACGCGUACUUCCAACGCGUUAACUACGUCCCUCCACCGUACCAUGGCACGUUCCUUGGGGAAGUGUACGGUGACGAGGACGAAGAGGAUGGCUCCUACGCCCCGUCAAGCUCCCCGGACUAAGAUGAGUUCGAUGACGCCAUUGACGAACAUUUAGAUUCUAAUGCUUCACGAUAAGUCUUAGGUUCAUCACACUCAAGGGAUUCAAACACAUGAAAAGCAAACUCAGACAUAUUACAGUCAUCAACAUAUCUCGCAGGUUUGCUAAUGGUUCUUCUAUUUCUAUCCCUAGCAAGUUGAUAGUCAUGCAAAUCAUUUUCAACAUGUGAUUCUACACUAUCAUGCUCCACCUCAUUAGAAAUAGUCUCCAUCUUCAUUAGUGUGUGAAUC